Lotus japonicus is the source of this 1582-nucleotide messenger RNA. RefSeq names its product probable N-acetyl-gamma-glutamyl-phosphate reductase, chloroplastic. The coding region runs from base 163 to 1320 and encodes 385 amino acids. Gene Ontology annotation, molecular function: NAD binding; protein dimerization activity; N-acetyl-gamma-glutamyl-phosphate reductase (NADP+) activity. Gene Ontology annotation, biological process: L-arginine biosynthetic process. The record is from RefSeq and is a predicted model, not a curated record. NCBI's taxonomy places the organism in Eukaryota, Viridiplantae, Streptophyta, Magnoliopsida, Fabales, Fabaceae. The transcript is spliced from 13 exons.
CUCCGAAUGAAACCCCAUUUUUAUUUGAUUAAAACCCCACCCGGUCAUUUCACCUUUUGGUCGGAGAAAUCGCCCAGCAGUGCCGCCACCACGAGUGGGUUCCUUCUCCGCCGUCUUUAGUUGAGCUUCUUUCCCUGCGCCGCCUAUCAUCACCACCGUAAAAUGAGCGCCACCACUUUCAGUCCAAUUUGUUUUGACAGAGGCCAUUGUUGGAACAAGGACUUGAGAAAGCAACAGCGUGUUGUUAAGUGUUCGAUCAAGAGUGGACACGCAACUUCACAAAAGACUGUUCGUGUUGGUGUUCUUGGAGCUAGUGGCUACACUGGUGCUGAGGUUCUUCGGCUUUUGGCAAAUCAUCCGGAAUUUGGAGUUGCAUUGCUGACUGCUGAUAGGAAAGCUGGGCAGUCGAUCUCAUCUGUAUUCCCUCAUUUGGGCCCACAAGACUUGCCAGAUUUGAUUGCAAUAAAGGAUGCUAAUUUUUCUGAUGUCGAUGCUGUGUUCUGUUGUUUGCCACAUGGAACCACUCAGGAUAUAAUUAAAGGCCUUCCAAAGCACUUGAAGAUGGUUGAUCUUUCUGCAGAUUUUCGUCUAAGAGAUAUUUCUGAGUACGAAGAGUGGUAUGGUCAGCCACACAAGGCACCGGAUUUGCAGAAAGAAGCUAUAUAUGGACUGACAGAGGUUUCAAGGGAGGAAGUAAAGAGUGCACGUCUAGUUGCUAAUCCUGGUUGUUAUCCAACUUCCGUUCAACUUCCUCUUGUCCCACUGAUAAAGGCUAGUCUUAUUCAGACUAGUAAUAUUAUUAUUGAUGCUAAGUCUGGUGUGAGUGGAGCAGGGCGUAGUGCCAAAGAAAAUUUGUUGUUCACUGAAGUCACUGAGGGGAUGAACUCUUAUGGUGUUACCCGGCAUCGCCAUGCUCCAGAAAUUGAACAGGGACUCACUGAUGCUGCGCGCUCAAAAGUAACUGUUAGUUUUACCCCACACCUGAUUCCAAUGAGCCGUGGUAUGCAAUCGACUAUUUAUGUAGAAAUGGCUCCAGGAGUAAGAAUUGAGGACUUGUACGAGCAACUGAAGCUCUCAUACGAGGAUGAAAAAUUUGUAGUACUGUUGGAAAAGGGCGUUAUUCCUCGAACUCAUAGUGUUAAAGGAAGUAACUACUGUUUAAUCAAUGUUUUUCCAGACCGAAUUCCUGGUAGAGCGAUUAUUAUAUCUGUGAUUGAUAACUUAGUGAAGGGAGCUUCAGGUCAGGCUUUACAAAACCUUAAUUUGAUAAUGGGAUUUCCAGAAGAUCUGGGGCUUCAUUACCUGCCCCUGUUUCCUUAGGGUAGUUAUCUUAUCCAACAAGAAUAAGUCAGAAUUUUUUAAGCCUAUUUCUCUUUGGCAUCUAUCCUUCAUGUAAACUUGUUAAUGGGUUGUUUCCAUCUAUUGCUUCUAUUGGCUUAUGCAGCAAGUAAUGGGCAGAAUCAAUUAGUCGGCUAGGACUGAUGGAAACAUUUUCUAAUUAUGGAAUCAAUUCUGGGGAUUGUAAUUUGUAUUUCUUCUGAAUUUUUAAGGCAAUUUGGUACAGCAGGGACACUAAGCAUAA